AUGCAAGCGCUCCGAGGCGCGACAACCACCUCGGCGCUGGUGGGCGUGCGCCCGCGGCCCGGGCUCGCCGCGCGGACCCCGGCGAGUCGCUCGCACCGCGCGCGAAGCGCCGUCACGCGGGGCCUCGGGAAGGACGCGGCGGGCGCCUGGCUGGACAUCACGAAGCUGGUGACGUCCGGGGGCGGGAGCGGGAAGGGCGCGUACCAGUUGCUCGAGGACAAGAUUGGGAGGGAGGUGUAUUGCGACUUCAACGGGUGGCACUUGUACCUGCGGGACCUCAAGGCCGGGGGCGGGACGAUGGCGCAGGCGCUCGCGAACGAGCUCGGGCAGCGCGUGGACCGCGACGGCGUCGACGAGCGCGAUGUGGAGGCGGUGCUGGCCAAGGUGCCGCUGUCGCUGGGGGGGGGGAGGAAGCAGGUGUCGCUGCUGGACACCAUGAGCGGGUACUGCGUGCAGGACCUCGUGCGCGUGCUGCAGGACUGGGAGAGGGAGAAGUGA
This is a messenger RNA of Pedinophyceae sp. YPF-701, 498 nucleotides long. The record is from the annotation of a GenBank genome assembly. NCBI's taxonomy places the organism in Eukaryota, Viridiplantae, Chlorophyta, Pedinophyceae.